AUGGUGUCCUCCCGCCGCCGGCCCGGCCCGACCGCUCCGGCCCGGUCCGUCCCCGCCCCUCCGCGGCCCUUCCGCUUCCGGCUUCCGCCGGGGCGGGGCCGGUUCCGCCGGGGCGGGGCCGCGAUGGCCGCGGGUCGGCCCCCGCCCACGGUGCUGCUGCUGGGGGCGGCGGGCGGCGGCAAGAGCCUCUUGGUGCGGCGGCUACGCCAGCUGAGCGCCGAGGAGCCGGCGGGGCUGGGCGAGCCUCCGGCCACGCUGCCCACGGUAGGCAGGGCCCGGCGGGGCCGAGGGGCGGCGGGGGGCGGCGGGCACGGCCGCACCCAGCCCAGCGCCUGUCCCGCAGGUGGGCACCAACCUGACCGACCUGCGGCUGCCGCGGAAGGUGACGGUGCGGGAGCUGGGCGGCUGCAUGGGCCCCAUCUGGCCCAGCUACUACAGCGAGUGCAGCGCUCUUCUGGUGAGCGGCACCGGCACCCCUUCGUGGUCGAUGCCUCCAACCCCACCCAGGUCUCCUCGUCCUGCAUCCAGCUGCUCUCCGUCCUUUCGGCAGCGCCGCUCGCCUCCGUGCCCGUUCUGGUGCUCUUCAACAAGAUUGACCUGCCCUGCUACAUGUCGCUGCUGGAGAUGAAGUCACUGUUCCGCAUGCAGGACAUCGUGUCCUGUGCCACGCAGCCCAUCACGAUGCUGGAGACCAGCGCCCGCGACGGGACCGGUCUGGCCGAUGUCCUGCAGUGGCUUCGGGCCACCCUUGGAAACCCCCAUUGACCCCAACCCUGCCAGGUGCCUGCAGCAGCCCAGGACAAUUCUGUCACCAAAGGAGGUGGCCAGGGAGCAGCUGCCUUGCAUGGUGCUGGGAGCAGGGCCUGGAACAGUGUCACAGGCUGGUGACAGACUGUAUCCCCAUGGGACUUCACAGUAAAACUCUGACCAAACUGUC
This is a messenger RNA of Pseudopipra pipra, 937 nucleotides long. RefSeq names its product ADP ribosylation factor like GTPase 16 (gene ARL16). Gene Ontology annotation, molecular function: GTP binding; GTPase activity. NCBI's taxonomy places the organism in Eukaryota, Metazoa, Chordata, Aves, Passeriformes, Pipridae. Bases 1 to 765 code for a protein of 254 amino acids. The record is from RefSeq and is a predicted model, not a curated record. The transcript has 4 exons.